AUGCAGACGCUUUCCCGACACCCUCGAGGGCGGUGGGCUACGCUUCAGUUUCGACAUGACCUGAUCUACAUAGUGACAGACUUCCUCCGCCAGGCCUUCGUGGGCCUCAAGCUGCCCCCGGAGGUACGCCUCGAGUUCAAGGGUGGCUGGAACAGGCUCAUUCACCGACUGGCUUUCGACAGCGAGUUCUGCCAAACUUGGUCCGUCCUCAUGCGCGGACCAGGAGUAGGGGUCCAGCAGGAUUGGCACAGCACGCGCCUCGACAGAUUCAUGACAUUCCUCACCACCUGCACCAGCCUGAGGCAGCUUGUCCUCACCAGGCCGGACGGGAUCGGCUUCGACGGAUGGGCAGAGCUGUCUCGUGCUGACCGAACGACCCUUUCCGAGAGAAUGACUGAUUGCUACGGAGGCUUGACGUGCCAGGCGAGUGAGCGGUUCCCGGCGGAGGCGGUCAAUUUUGACAAGACUGCGUUGUUCUUGAGGCAGAUCAUCCUCGGCGACCUGCAGUCCGCAAUCCAUCGCAAUUGGGUGGGCAAGGUAAAGACUGGAUACCCUGUGCUCAGGGACUUGGAGAUAUGGAAGAUGGUGCAUUUCAGUCUCGAGCUCCGGUGGCUCUGCAAGGGGAUAUCUGACUGCAUGAGCGGUUGA
Messenger RNA from Diaporthe citri, 648 nucleotides. RefSeq lists its product as uncharacterized. Lineage: Eukaryota; Fungi; Ascomycota; Sordariomycetes; Diaporthales; Diaporthaceae. The transcript has a single exon. The coding region runs from base 1 to 648 and encodes 215 amino acids. The record is from RefSeq and is a predicted model, not a curated record.